Messenger RNA from Cervus elaphus (red deer), 7519 nucleotides. RefSeq names its product cell adhesion molecule L1 like (gene CHL1). Gene Ontology annotation, molecular function: cell-cell adhesion mediator activity. Gene Ontology annotation, cellular component: axon; plasma membrane. Gene Ontology annotation, biological process: cell-cell adhesion; brain development; axon guidance. Lineage: Eukaryota; Metazoa; Chordata; Mammalia; Artiodactyla; Cervidae. Bases 421 to 4098 code for a protein of 1225 amino acids. The record is from RefSeq and is a predicted model, not a curated record. The transcript has 28 exons.
CGGGGAGGGUGUGGAUCCGAGAGCAAGCCAGAACAGGUCCGCGUCCUCGCGGCCACUGCCGGCGGUGGGAGGGGCGCGGCGGCCUCUCCGCGGGCAGACCCGCGUGCAGAUCGGCUGGGAGCUGCCGGCGAGAAACUCCCGUGCAUUCGCCGGGAGCUGCUGGAUUUCCACGCCCUUCUCCCGCUCCAAGCCAGCUUGAAGGAGCGGUUUCCUCGAAGGAAGGUACAGAACGGAUCUGGUGCUGGGAGCGACUCAGGUGCUGUAAACUACAAUGACCCUGUGUUAAUACCGCAGAUAUCAUAGUGGAACUGAAGGGAACUUAAUUUACUGGUUUGUUUGUUUGCAGCCAGCUUCCCAUCAAAAGUAAGAGAAGACGUUACAAUUUUCAUUCUUUCUGGGCUGCUUCCUUCCUGAAGAGCAAUGGAGGCAUUGUUAAGUGGAAGAGGAUUAAUCACAUCUCUGAUUUUCUUCCUGUUAAAAUUCUCAACAGCUGUUGAUAUACCACUUUCAGUUCAACAGGUUCCAACAAUCGUGAAGCAGUCAACAGUGCAAGUUGCCUUUCCUUUUGAUGAAUAUUUUCAAAUUGAAUGUGUAGCUAAAGGAAAUCCAGAACCAAAAUUCUUAUGGAAUAAGGAUGACAAGCCUUUUAAUCUCUCUGACCCUCGGAUAGUUGUAUCUAACAAUGGGGGGACUUUCAGGAUACCAAAUGACGGGCACAUAUCUCACUUUCAAGGAAAAUACCGCUGCUUUGCUUCUAAUAAGCUGGGGAUUGCUAUGUCAGAAGAAAUCGAGUUUAUAGUUCCUAAUGCUCCAAAAUUCCCCAAAGAAAAAAUCGAUCCUCUUGAAGUGGAGGAAGGUGAUCCAAUUGUCCUUCCAUGCAACCCUCCCAAAGGUCUGCCACCGUUACACAUUUAUUGGAUGAAUAUUGAAUUAGAACACAUUGAGCAAGAUGAGAGAGUAUACAUGAGCCAAAAGGGAGAUCUGUACUUCGCAAAUGUGGAGGAAAAGGACAGUCGGAAUGAUUACUGUUGCUUUGCUGCGUUCCCGAGAUUGAGGACUAUUGUGCAGAAAAUGCCAAUGAAACUAACAGUUAACAGUUUAAAGCAUGUUAAUGACUCGAGUUCAUCCACAGAAAUUGUUUCCAAGGCAAAUUCGAUCAAGCAGAGAAAACCCAGACUAUUGUUGCCUCCUCCUGAAAGUGGCAGUGAGUCUUCUGUUACCAUCCUCAAAGGGGAGACCCUGCUGCUCGAGUGUUUUGCUGAAGGCCUGCCAACUCCACAAGUUGAUUGGAACAAAAUGGGAGGUGAUUUACCAAAGGGAAGAGAAACAAAAGAAAAUUAUGGCAAAACUUUGAAGAUAGAGAAUGUCUCCUAUCGGGACAAAGGAAACUAUCGCUGCACAGCCAACAAUUUCUUGGGAUCAGCCACUCAUGAUUUUCACGUUAUAGUAGAAGAGCCCCCUCGCUGGACCAAGAAACCUCAGAGUGGUGUAUACAGCACGGGGAGCAGUGGGAUCCUGCUGUGUGAGGCUGAAGGAGAGCCUGAGCCCACGAUCAGGUGGAGAGUCAACGGCUUACCAAUUGAGAGAAAUCCAUUUUCUGGUGAUGUCAUCUCUCCCGGGGAAAUCAGUUUUACCAACGUACAACCGAAUCACACCGCUGUGUACCAGUGUGAAGCUUCAAAUGUCCAUGGCACUAUCCUCGCCAAUGCCAAUAUUGAUGUUGUAGAUGUUCGUCCACUGAUACAAACGGCAGAUGAAGAAAACUAUGCUACAGUGGUUGGAUACAGGGCUUUCUUACACUGUGAGUUCUUUGCUUCACCCGAGGCAAUAGUGUCCUGGCAGAAAGUGGAAGAAGCAAAACCUCUCGACGGCAGAAGGUAUCAUGUCCAUGAGAAUGGCACGUUACAGAUCACCGAGACCACAGAAGAAGAUGCUGGUUCCUACUCAUGUUGGGUAGAAAAUGCUAAAGGAAAAACAGCAGUCACAGCCAACCUGGAUAUCAGAAAUGCUACAAACCUUAGAGUUUCUCCUAAGAAUCCUCGGGUCCCCAAAUCACAUACACUGGAAUUACACUGUGAGAGCAAAUGUGACUCACAUCUGAAAUACAGUUUGAAGUUGUCCUGGAGUAAAGAUGGAGAAGCCUUCGAAAUUAACGGCACCGAGGAUGGCAGGAUAAUUAUUGAUGGAGCUAAUCUGACGAUAUCUAAUGUCACCAUGGAAGAUGAAGGUAUAUACUCAUGUUCCGCUCACACUGCUCUGGACAGCGUUGCUGAUAUGACGCAAGUAACUGUCCUUGAUGUUCCGGAUCCACCAGAAAACCUUCACUUGUCGGAGAGACAGAACAGAAGUGUUCGACUGACGUGGGAGGCUGGAGAUGACCACAAUAGCAAUAUCAGCGAGUAUAUUGUAGAAUUUGAAGGAAACAAAGAGGAGCCUGGAAGGUGGGAAGAACUGACUCGAGUCCAAGGAAAGGAGACAACAGUCGUGCUCUCUUUGGCUCCAUAUGUGAGAUACCAGUUCAGGGUCAUAGCCAUGAAUGAAGUUGGGAGAAGCCAGCCUAGCCACCCAUCAGGCCAUCACGAAACACCCCCAGCAGCUCCAGACAAGAAUCCACAAAAUAUAAGAGUUCAAGCUUCUCAACCCAAGGAAAUGAUUAUCAAAUGGGAGCCUCUGAAAGCCAUGGAGCAGAAUGGACCCGGACUGGAGUAUAGGGUGACCUGGAAGCCGCAGGGAGCCCCGGUGGAGUGGGAGGAAGAGACAGUCACCAACCACACCCUGCGGGUGAUGACACCUGCUGUCUACGCGCCAUACGAUGUCCAGGUCCAAGCCAUCAAUCACCUGGGCUCUGGCCCAGAGCCACAGUCAGUGAUUCUCUAUUCUGGAGAAGACUAUCCUGAUACAGCUCCAGUGAUCCAAGGGGUGGAUGUUAUAAACAGCACAUUAGUUAAAGUCACCUGGUCAACAGUUCCAAAGGAAAGAGUACACGGACACCUGAAAGGAUAUCAGGUAAACUGGUGGAAGACAAAAAGCCUGUUGGAUGGAAGGGCACAUCCCAAAGAAGUAAACAUUCUGAGAUUUUCAGGACAAAGAAACUAUGGAAUGGUUCCUUCUCUGGAUGCCUUUAGCGAAUUUCACUUAACAGUCUUAGCCUAUAAUUCCAAAGGAGCUGGUCCAGAGAGUGAGCCUUUUAUAUUUCAAACACCAGAAGGAGUACCUGAACAACCAACUUUUCUCAAAGUCAUCAAAGUUGAUAAAGACACUGCCACUUUGUCCUGGGGGCUACCCAAGAAAUUGAAUGGAAAUUUAACUGGAUAUCUAUUGCAGUACCAGAUAAUCAAUGACACUGAUGAAAUUGGAGAGCUAAAUGAUAUCAACAUUACAACUCCAUCAAAGCCCAGCUGGCGUCUUUUGAACCUCAGUGCAACCACCAAGUACAAAUUCUACCUGAGGGCUUGCACGUCAAAGGGCUGUGGGAAGCCAGUCACUGAGGAGACGGCUACAUUAGGAGAAGCCAGUAAAAGUGUCGGGAAGAUAUCAGAAGGAGUAAAUCUUACUCAAAAGAUUCACCCAGUAGAGGCAUUUGAGCCGGGAGCUGAACAUGUAGUCCGCCUUUUGACUAAGAGUUGGGUUGCUAACAAUAGCAUUUUUGAAGAUGUCAUUGAGACAAGAGGGACAGAAUAUGCUGGUCUAUACGAGGACAUCUCCACUCAAGGCUGGUUUAUCGGGCUGAUGUGUGCAGUUGCUCUGCUCACACUAAUAUUGUUAACUGUUUGCUUCGUGAAGAGGAACAGAGGUGGGAAGUACUCAGUGAAAGAAAAGGAGGAUCUUCAUCCAGACCCUGAAGUUCAGUCAGCAAAAGAUGAAACCUUUGGAGAAUAUAGUGACAGUGACGAAAAACCUCUCAAAGGCAGCCUUCGGUCCCUUGCCAGGGAUAUGCCGGCCACAGAGAGUGCCGACAGCCUAGUGGAGUACGGAGAAGGUGACCACGGUCUCUUCAACGAGGAUGGCUCUUUUAUUGGUGCCUAUGCCGGGUCUAAGGAGAAAGGAUCUGUGGAAAGCAAUGGAAGUUCCACCGCAACGUUUCCACUCCGAGCAUAAACAGAGCGCGUGGCAACAAACCAGUGGUUCACACCAACCUUCCAGAUUUAACUGUUCAAGGGAACAAGAACUUCCUUAUAGAAUAGAAACAUUCUGGCAGAAGCUUUCACCCAGAAUUCAAUCAUCCUGCAACUCUGUUAAGAAAAAGAGCACUGCCUUGAAAAAGUGAAAAUACCUAGCACUAUAGGCCUGUAGUUUGUUUUUGUUUUUUUUUCAGAUGCUCAAAGUGCAAACCACGAAAACAAAUCCUGUAUUUAGGUUCACCUCAACUGAAUCCAAAGUCUAUCCGGUGCAAUGCGUACCUGCCUGGUUCCACUCUUCACUGUGUUUGCAUAGAUGUUGCUGCCUUCUGGGUUUUCUGCAUAUGCACAUGUGUACUCAGUCUCAGAGAACUGUCUGGGACUUCACUUCAUGACAGGUUAAAAGAUGGUAAGCCACCUGGUUAUUUAAGCUGUAAAGAGGAAUAUGAAUGUCUUAUUAAAUAACACUUCAUUGAAUAUAUAUAGUCUAAAUUUAUUAUUUAAAACGUUACUAGCAGAAGUCUUAGGUGAACAAUCAACUAGUAUUUAUUGAGCUCCUAACUCUUUGCCCAGAGAUGGUCUUGCUUAAACAGAAUUCUUUCAGUUUCAACAUGAACUUAGUUUCUGUCAGUUAUGACACCUAAAAACAUCUUUGUUUUUUAUGGUUUUUUUGGACUCAAUUCAGCUGCAAAAGAAGCAGUGGUCAGAAGGUUAUCUUACGAAAGAACAGGCAAGAGAGGUGUCUGUGAUGCUGGGGUCUGAUAACUGUAUCUAUUUGAUAUCUCAUUCCUAAAUUGACUGCUUUUACCUUUUUUCUAUGUUUGUAUAAUGGUAUGUUCCAUAUAUUUCGUGAAUGCAUUGUACAUAUUAUGUUAAUAUUUACACAGUUUAAAAUAGAGAUUGUUUUAUUUUGAAGUGAGAAAAAGAACAUUAACAGGCAUGUCUGUACAGCUAGAGUAUAUAGUAAUAUACCAUGGACCAUGAUGAAAAUCAGUCCACAGCUAUGACCAAUAACAUGAGAUUCCCAAACUGACGACUCUGUACAAAGCAUUUGGAUUUUGUUCUUAUAUGCUUUUCCAACAAUCUCAAAAUAAAAUAUCAUAUAAAUAUUGAGGGGAAUGUUUUCAUAUUUUUUAAAGUAAAUUUUCGUUGUUGAGUGUACUCCUACCCCAGCCUGCCAAAAAGAAAAUCCGUUUAUAGUGUAAAUUCCUAUACAUACGUUUGCCUAUAUCACAUUUUAAGAAUCUUCAGGGUGGGAUAUUUUUCUGUGUUCUCCUUCUGUCAAAGCUAGUACAAGUUUAGAGAAUUUAUUUCCUGGCAUGUGAGCUACUCGUCCUUCUAAAAUUGUACAUGAGAGCGGUUUAGAAAUACUAGGAAGGGCUGUGCAUGUGUGUCAGUAAAAUUCAGUGUCGAGCUUCUCAUUUUAUGGAAAUGUUUCUUAACCUUACCAUUAAAUCCUUAAGUAUAUUUCUGAAUUAUGUUUACGUGAAACCAGCUCAUUUUUGAACUCUACCCAUUGGCAGACAUUGUUCAAGCCUUGACUUUUAUUCCUGUAACCCACUCUCUUUCUUGUGGACCAAAACGAGGGACUGUGUAUAAUAGUCAAGCAGUAAUCCACGCUGAAUAUCUAAUUAUCAUUUUAAACCUUGUGUGUCCUCCCAAAUGGAGAGGCAGCAAAAAAGAAUGUCUUACUUACAACAACACUUGGUGGGCUCAGGACUUGACCACACUUCUGAUGUAAGGAUUUCCAAAGUGGGAAGGCUCUGUGGUCCUCAAGCUGGGUAUGAGGAGCCACAUACCCAUCCAGCACCUUGAGCUUGAUCCCCAUCUAAUUUUAAGGCAGAGCUUUUCUCAAGGAAGAGUCAUCAUGUUCUGACUUACCUGGGGGGAAUUUCUGGUCCUCAGCUAUCAAUGCGGCCAAGGUUAGGACUCCUCCCUGAGUUUAGUUCCUCUGGUAUCCUGGUUCCUCAUCUUUGUCAUCAGCUGAAAAGGUUUCUGCAGGUUGGACAUAGUCUCAAAAAUGCAUUAGGAUUAAUAUAAAUUUAAUCACCUUUCAAUUAGAAAUGAACACAAAUGAUGUUUUAUUUUCCUGGAUCAUAGAGUUCUUUAACUUGUGAGCAAUAAGCAUGUUCCUGCUCAUAUUUUCUGAAUGUCCCAAACAUAUGGAUUUGAAAAACGAGAUUGCUUUAAGAUUGCCUUUAGCUAUGACUCUUCAUUACCCUGUUUCAAUAGCAUUUGGUUUCUACUGGGAAUCUGCACAGAAGGAAUAGGUCUAUGACUCACUUUCUCUAGCCUACAGCCAAUAUUAUUUCAAUGUAAUAGAUUGUAUAUAAUCUCCAGGAUUGAUGGUGGGGUCAGUUCCUAGGGAGCUGUUCAAGGGUUAGGAAAACGCAAGUUCUCUUCCUGGUUCCAGCACUGAUGUUGUACGUAAACCUUAGGCAAGUUGCUUGACCCCUUUGCUUCAAACUCUCUCAAUUUUAAAGUGCUAACGAUUAUCUCAGUUACAGGGUGUUAUUUUGUAUGAAGAAAAAUUUGAAAAUGAUAAAAGCUAAGAUGCCUUCUAACUUCAUAAACAAACCUAUAAUCUAAUGAUACGUCAAAAAGUCACUCCACACAUACCAACUUUUUUCCUGUGAACACAUAAAUAUAUUUUUAUAGAAAAAUCUACAGGAAAUAAAUCUACUGUUCAAAUGAGCAGUAUGGUUUGCACAUGCCAUCCAAAAUUAUUAAUCAGAAGGAAAUUAAGCAGGGUCUUUGCUAUACAAAAGUGUUUUUCACUAAUUUUGCAUGUGUUUAUAAGAAAAUGUGAAUUUGGUGGGUUUAUUCUGUUGGUAAAAAGGCAUCUGAUAUUUUAGAUGUAUCCAUAUUUAUAAAAGUGUAAAGCACAAUGGAAUUAUGCUGGAAGUCUCAAAUAAUAUUUUUCCUACUUUAUAUUCAUGGAAGAGAUGAGCUAAAGAGAGAACAAUAAUGAGAAAUGGUGGUGUGUUUUUCUAAGCAUUUAAGACAUACUUGCCAAUUGAAACCCUAAAAAUGUUUACAUGUCAUUAAGGUUUGAUUCUUGUAAUAAUUUUAAAUUGAUUAUGAAUGGAUUGGGUUUGUAAUCUGUGCUAGUAUGUAUCCUAGUUCCCAUAGUGAAAUAAGUAGGGUUGUGCCAAAGCUUACUUUGUUUAUAUCUUAAAUUGUUGGAUUACAUCAUCAAAGCAGAUAAAAGAUAUGCAGAACUGAUUUACCUGAUUUUCUUCUGGCUAGAAUUAAUAUUCAUAGUAGAACCUUAUUAAAAUGUGUUUGUAUUGUAGGUGGUGUUUGUAUUAUGCUUAUGAAUAUGUAUGGUUUAAAAAUAUUUUCAGUAUACAAGAAAUUCAACUUUCCCAAUAAAUGUUCAACUUCACGUACUCUAAAAA